Messenger RNA from Spodoptera exigua (beet armyworm), 2013 nucleotides. The record is from the annotation of a GenBank genome assembly. Lineage: Eukaryota; Metazoa; Arthropoda; Insecta; Lepidoptera; Noctuidae.
CUGUGGUUCAAACAAAUGUCAAAUUGAAAUUGAAAACAAACUGAAACGUCAAAUCCCUUUGGUGUUUGGUGGGAAUUUUACUAAUUAUCAAAGCCGCUAUUUAUGCCACUAAAAAAGAGGCAUUUAUUCGCGUAUUGUCUUAUAAAACAAAUACACUUAAAUAGAACGUAGUCUCAAGUGUUAAAGAUAGGAACAAAUUUCGAAAAUUUAACCAUGGCCACAGAAGUGAUGAAAGUGGAGAUGGAAGUAGAGACUUGUUGCGUAUGUGGCGGCGGCGGCGAGCUGCUGUCUCCAGAAGAACACGAUGCGGGAGCUCCUCCCAUGCAGGUGCCACUGCGCACCAUGCUAGUGCACCUCAACUCCAGUAAGGUGGUACCAGAAGGUAGACUGUGUGGUAGUUGCAUCCGGCGUACCAUAGAGUCAUAUGACUUCAGCACUGCGUUGUCUUCGAGAGGAGUUCCGCCGCUUAGCGAGAAAAUUAGAGCCCUGCGGAGAAGGUUGCAUGAGCUGACACAGAAAAUUGACGUGUUUAUUGUAGUGGGGGGUGCAGGGCCAGGAGGAGCAUACUCAGAGGAGGACAUCAUCAUGGUGGAGCGAGACACAUUGGCUGCUGCGGCUGCAGCUGACGAUGAAGACCUGGAGCGAGCACGCAAUGCAUGCGGAGAGUCUGUCUAUCAGUGCUCUGUGUGUCCUUUGUCAUUUCAGCGCGUGGCGGAGUUCCGUGCGCACUGCGCGGAGCACGGCGGCGCGCCGCACUCGUGCUGGACGUGCGGCGCCCAGCUCGCCACGCGCGCCGCCCUGCGCGCGCACGCGGCCGCCUGCGGGCCCGCCGCGCCCGCCGGCGCCGCGCCCGCCGCCUGCCCGGCGUGCGGGCUGCGCGCGGCGGACCGCGCGGCGCUGAGCGCGCACGUGUCGGCGCGGCACGGUCGGGGCGCGGCGCCGCCCCUGGUGUGCGCCGUGUGCUUCCGCACGCUGGAGUCGCGCGAGCUGCUGGCGGCGCACGCGCUGCGUCACCGCGCGGCGCGCCACCUCGUCUGCGGGUACGACGCCUGCAUCCUGCGCUUCGGCUCGCGCGCCAACCUCAUGGCGCACAUCCGCAAGUGCCACGCGGCCGACCUGCCGCCGCCGCCGCCGCCGCCGCCCGCCGCGGGGGCCGCCGGCGCCGCGCCCUCCACCGCCUGCGACCACUGCGGCCGCACGUUCGGAUCAGUGGCGGCAAUGAAGCGUCACGCCCGCGUUCACCGCCCCGCCGUACUACAGCGCGAGCAUGUUGAGGAGGAGGGCGGCGAGUGGCAAGAGGGCGAAGAUAUGGAAGGCGAAGUCGAGUACCUCGAGGUGGAGGAGCUCGAGGACAUGCAGUACCGCGACAACGACUACGACCACAAACCCGACCUCGAGGACUUGCAAUAACACUUCGUGCAUUAUCCACAUUACUAUUGUAUUUACCUAUCUAAAUAUACUACUAUAAGUAACUUCUAAUUUCAGUGACUGAGGCAUCCAUAAGUGAGCAGAACAGUUCAUAAAUAAAAAUGUAUCGUUUGUAAAAGACUUUAAAUAAAUUACUAAAAACUUGUUUCAUUAAUAGAAUUCGAAAUAAGUACAUCAACCAAAUCAUCUUUUUCUUGUACAGAACACUGGUUUCGUAUUUAUUGUGCACUAGCUUUUACCCGCGACUUUAUUCACGUGCAAUAGCGACUUCCUGCCCAUUUUUGGUUUAAAAACUAGCCUAUGUCAUUUCUCGAAUUUCAAACUAUGUCUGUACCAAAUUUCACACAAAUAGUAUCAGUAGUUUUGGCGUGAAGACUGACAGACAGAGUUACUUUUGCAUUUAUAAUAUUAGUUUGGAUAGUAGUACUAACUUCUGAUGUUCCAACGAAAAAAAAAAAGAUCGUACGUCAAUUUCAGCUGUCAAAUGUCAUUUCAAAAUAACGAUUAGUUUUUUCCUCAGUGAAGUCUUCGACAAUAGUAUUGUAAUAUUAGUAUUGUAGUAUUUGUAACAUUGUAAGAAGUGAC